UCACGUGCUCGCGUGACAUCACAGGUCGGUGCAGCAGCCGGAUGUGACGCUGCGUAGCGGCGGAAGUGCCUGAGUGUGUGUGUGAGUGAGUGUGUGUGUGUGUGUGUGUGUGUUGACGGAGCUGAAGCCGAGGCCGAGCCCGAGCCCGAGCCAUGUCCAGCCUGGAGAAACAUUUGUUUAAUCUCAAGUUUGCUGCAAAGGAACUUUCCAGAAGUGCCAAGAAAUGUGACAAAGAAGAAAAAGUGGAAAAGACCAAAAUUAAAAAGGCAAUUCAGAAAGGCAACAUGGAAGUUGCAAAAAUACACGCAGAAAAUGCAAUCCGACAAAAGAAUCAGUCAAUUAACUUUCUACGAAUGAGUGCCAGAGUGGAUGCCGUUGCAGCACGUGUACAGAGUGCAGUUACAAUGGGCAAGGUAACAAAAUCAAUGGCAGGAGUUGUAAAAUCCAUGAGUGUCACACUGAAAAACAUGAAUCUGGAAAAGAUAUCUUCGCUAAUGGAUACAUUUGAACAACAGUUUGAGACAUUAGAUGUCCAGACGCAGCAGAUGGAGGACACUAUGAGCCACACCACAACACUAACCACACCUCAGCAACAAGUGGAUUCGCUGAUGCAUGAAAUGGCUGACGAAGCUGGCCUUGAUUUGAACAUGCAGCUUCCUGAAGGACAGAGUGGGUCUAUUAGUGCCAGUGUGACAUCGCAAGAGCAGGAUGAGCUUUCACAAAGACUUGCACGCCUCCGGGAUCAGGUAGAAUGAUGAAGAAAAGUUCUGCUAUCUUGGGAAUGAUCUGGUUUGCUAUCUGCAUUUCUUCAUACAGACAAGGUUAUCUCUACACUGUUGCAUAGCAUACUGAGAUUUUAUUUGCAAUAUAGUGGCUGGUAUUCUCUCACCAUAAGUGUCAAAACUGUAAAAACAAAUCUGUAGAGUGGACAAUAUUACACCUUAAAUCACUCGCACAACACAUAGCUUUUCUGACUAUCUUUGUACAGUGCAUUUUAAAGUAUAAACUGGCAAUUAAAUUUUUUGAAAAAAAUUCACGUGCACUUUUCUAUCUUAAAAAAAGUUGUCUUUGAUCUCACCAGGGGCAUGUUUUUCUUAAAAGUGUAUUAUUUUGCUAUUAAAAUUGUAUCUAUUAAGUAAGCUGCAGAUCACAUCAUGAAUAAUACAAAGGUUUGGGUUCAAAGAUGAUUGACAAUAUUUUUUGUACAGUAGCUUGUUUAUCCUAUUUUCAUCACGUGGCAAGGCGUUUUGUUUUUAAAUCUUUUAAGUUGACUCCUGGAUAACUGUAUUGUGCAGCUCCUGGAAUGUUUUCUGCAAUGUUUGAGCAAUUUAUCUAUUUAAAUGAGACUAACAAAGAUUGAUUUUUGUGGGAUGUGCUGGGAAUGGAAGGACCUCACUCUGAACAGAGUCCCACUUAGGGAUUGCAAUCCCAGGAUUUCGGGAGCACCUAUUAGCAUAAGGAAUUCCUGGGAUCCUGUUUGGUAAUGGUAUUCCCCAAAUCCCAGGAUUGCAACCUCUAGUCCUACUGUCUGUGAGAUUUAACUGUCUUUAUGGGAUUUUCUUGUAAAUUUGUUUUGUUUGGGGCUCCUUUUGUACUCCGUAUCCCACAAUUAAAGGUUCUGUGAGCCAAA
Callorhinchus milii (elephant shark) is the source of this 1630-nucleotide messenger RNA. It is a transcript of the gene chmp1b, whose product is annotated as chromatin modifying protein 1B. Lineage: Eukaryota; Metazoa; Chordata; Chondrichthyes; Chimaeriformes; Callorhinchidae. Gene Ontology annotation, cellular component: multivesicular body; ESCRT III complex. The transcript has 8 exons. The record is from RefSeq and is a predicted model, not a curated record. Gene Ontology annotation, biological process: endosome transport via multivesicular body sorting pathway; late endosome to vacuole transport; protein transport. The coding region runs from base 153 to 755 and encodes 200 amino acids.